AUGCGCAAUGCUAAUCCCAAGGUCGUCUACACUGCCAUCUACGUACUACCUCUCUACAUAUCACCCGCCAGCCGGCCCUCACCGACGCUCUCUCGAGAUGACCCCGUCGUCAUCCGCACCCGCAUCACCUCCGUUCUUUGUUCCACCGCAUUAUGCUCCGUCUUGACAUAUGUCAUCCUGGCUCGCCUUCCUGACGGUGCCUUGCCGUUCAGCCCUCUCCAUGCCAUGGGAUACUGGCCACUGGGCAUCGUCGAGUCUGCCGCAUGUCUGGCUCUCACCGCGAUCCUAUUCGCUGCCCCCCUCUACGAGACUCUCCUCAUUGAUGGCGGUUGGGAAGAUUGGCGAGCCUUUGGUGCCCUGGUGCGCGUCUGGACGCAGUGGACAACCUGGCGAAACAUUGUCAUGGGGCCUCUGACCGAAGAGAUGCUGUUCCGCUCCGCUUCUGUCCCAUUGCUCCUCUGCGCUCACAUGUCGUUGACCCAGAUCAUCUUUUGGUCCCCCGUCAUCUUUGGGCUCGCCCACGUCCACCAUUUCUACGAGUUCCGCAUCACCCACCCCAAGGUGCCCCUCGUGGCCGCGGUAGCCCGUUCCGUCAUUCAGUUUGCUUAUACGUCUCUAUUCGGCGCCUAUGCCACGUUCCUCUUUUUGCGGUCGGGAAGCUUGUUGGCCAUCGUGUUGAUACACGCAUUCUGCAACGCAAUGGGUCUCCCUCGUUUCUGGGGCGUCGUCGAGCCCUAUUGGCACGCUCAUGGACGCGACACACAAGCCAAUGGCCGGAAGUGGACAGUUAUUUAUUAUGUGCUUUUGUUCGCCGGUGCCUUCUCUUGGUGGAGAGGCUUGCUGCCCUUGACUGAGAGCUCAUUGACGCUGGUGCAGGAGGGGUUUUGA
Colletotrichum destructivum is the source of this 888-nucleotide messenger RNA. Its product is annotated as Putative Type II CAAX prenyl endopeptidase Rce1. The transcript is spliced from 3 exons. Gene Ontology annotation, cellular component: endoplasmic reticulum membrane. Gene Ontology annotation, molecular function: metalloendopeptidase activity. Gene Ontology annotation, biological process: CAAX-box protein processing. NCBI's taxonomy places the organism in Eukaryota, Fungi, Ascomycota, Sordariomycetes, Glomerellales, Glomerellaceae. The record is from RefSeq and is a predicted model, not a curated record. The coding region runs from base 1 to 888 and encodes 295 amino acids.